GGAGGCUGAACGGAAAGAGGAGAAAACGCCACCACAGAGCACAGGUGAUAGACCGAGCCGUCGGUGGCAGCCUUUCGUGAUGGGAAACAUGGGAAAACUGCAAGAAUUUGACAUCACUUUUAAGGACAAUAAAGUUGUUUAUAGUCCUGGAGAUGCCGUUUCAGGCACGCUGAAAAUUACAACCGCCCAGGCUCUACUAUUUAAAGAUAUCAAGGUGAAUUGCCAAGGCUUCUGUGGUGUCACCAGCAAGAUUGACGACACAGCCUGGACAGUGGAAGAGCAGUACUUCAGCAGCACUCUCUCUGUGGCAGAUAAAGGAACUCUGAAACAGGGAGAUCACAGUUUUCCAUUCAAGUUUCUCAUUCCAGCCUCUAUUCCCACAUCCUUUGAAGGGAACUAUGGAAAAAUUAUGUACAGAGUGAGGGCUUUCAUCGACACUUCUCGCUUCUCUAAGGACUAUAAGACUGAGAAGCCUUUCUACCUGCUGAGUCUCCUCAACCUCAACGAAGUGCCUGACAUCCAUGGACCUAGUUCAUCUUCCAUUACGAAGACGUUCACCUACCUGCUGGGGGUGAAGACAGGAACGGUGGUGCUGAAGGCCCAGAGUGACAUGAAGGGCUACACCCCUGGUCAGGUCAUCAAACUGACCACAGAGAUCGACAACCGGUCUGGGAAAACCACGGGGACUGUGGUGGCCCGUCUCAUUCAGAAAGUGACUUACCAGACGAAGAAGCCUACCAUUGACUUGAGGACUUUAGUGCAGGUGGAAGGUACUGGGGUGAAGGCUGACAAACAAGCUGAGUGGAAGGAACAGAUUAUUGUACCUCCUCUGCGCCAGUCAUCUAUGGCUGACUGUGGCCUAAUAAACAUGGAAUACUUUAUUCAAAUCUCUCUGAAAUCUCCUGUGGUGUCAUUUUUGUUGCCCAUCCACAUUGGAAACAUCUCAGUGGACACCACGUCAGCACAGCUCUCCAGACCACCUCCCCAAACCCCUGAUCCUCUUUACUCCUCUGCCAAGCCUGCCAAGCUAGAACACAGCAGCCGCUCUGAGCCAUCCUCCCAUAACCAAGGACCUCCUACUACUGCCCCUCGCCCUGCCCGCCGCCCAGCCCCAAAACCUGUUCCCAGGAUGAGAGUCUCUACUUCUUCCCCCAGUGCCCCUCCAGCUGAGAUGGACUAUCUGGCCAACUCCAUGCCCACCCUCUACCCACUACUACCGCCAGAGUACAGCACCUCCACACUCCCACAUGAAGCUCCUCCCAGCUACGUCGAGAGCUGUAUCAGCAACACAUAAACAUCAUGAAACAGGAGAGACUGACUGCUGGCAACUGUACACUGAACAUUACAAUCAACCUCCCUACUAGAGGAUCAUGAUGCCAGGCAGCAGUUAAUUAGUAUUGGUUAAGCAGCACCUUUUUACUGAUUUGUUUUCACACACUUUUAGCACUUUCAGGACAGUAAUAUGUUUUUACAUAAACCAUUUUUAUAGCUGGAGCCAAGUUUUUAAAGUUAAGUCUGUGUCAUAUAGGAUUAGUUUAGGGGUCUCCCAUGUGGUGUAGCAGUCUAAGGCACUGCAUCGCAGUGCUUGAGGGCUUCACUAAAGACCGGGUUCGAUCCCAGGCUGUGUCACAACCGGCUUUACUUGGCUCAUCACGCAUUAGCAACUCCUUGUGGCGGGCCGGGCGCCUGCAGGCUGACUUCGGUUGUCAGUUGAACAGUGUUUCCUCUGACACAUUGUUGCAGCUGGCUUCUGGGUUAAGCGGGCAGAUGUUAAGGUACGUGGUUUGGCGGGUCAUGUUUCGGAGGAUGCAAUGACUCGAACAUCACCUCUCCUGAGCCCGUUGCAGCGAUGAGACAAGAUCGUAAUUGAAAUUGGGAGAAAAAGGGGGUGAAACACAACAUUUUUUACAGUAUAUAUCUUUUUCCUUGAAUAUGUUGAAAUUGCAUGUGUGAUGCUUGAAAUGUGAAGAACAGAGAUUUUAGUAUUGUAUGUUUGAAAGUUGACUUGUGGAACUUGUGCUACUGAUAUGUUUAGAUAUUGGAUCCAACACACCUAGCUUAGUGGGUGCUCCCAUAAUGCUAUGGUUUGUUCUCUCUGUCUGAAAACAACAGAUUAAUCUUAUAAGGUGCACACUGUGAUUGAUGAUUUGACUAUGUAAGAUUCUUAGUUUACUGUAUAAUAUUUAUAGUCAGAUUGUAGGAUGUAUAGUGUUGUUUAAAAUCAAGCUAGCUGCGUAUAGCGCUGUUGCCUUCAUUUGGCUAUGAAAUCAACUGUGGUGUAUUAUGUGAUCUAGCAUUUGCCAUGGGAUAUCCUGUAUAUGAUUUACACCAGCAAGCAGCUUUUCAACAGCAAUAUUGUAUAUGAGAUUUAUUUAAAGGUCCCAGACCAGAUCAAAGUAAGACUGCCAAAAUGUGAAAAAUAACAGUUGCUUCUACAUUGAUAAAGUUUGAUCAUAACUGGUCCCCUCCCCCAUGCCAAACACUUGGAUUCGGGAGGUGGGACGUCACAAAGGUCACUUGUCUUGAUAUCACAAAAGCCUCAUUUUAAUACAACAAUGGUUAUUCUCUCACCUAAUUUAAAGAGUUUUGGUUUACAUAGCUAGGUUGCUAGUCUACUGGUGCCAUAAUUUGACUGCAGCGUGACAGCAACUACAAUUUGAGGUUUCCCCUAUUGAUCUCAAUCAAAUAUACUUAUAGGUUUCCGCUUUCAUCUGUGUGUUGUGUUAGCAAGCAACUGGCUAGCUAGGUCUUCAGACAGCAUGUAACUAAAGCGUGGGAAGGGUAUAUAUAUAUAUAUAUCAUGAGAAGUACCCAGACCUCAUCCUGUUAAGUAAAUUUCUACUAAAAUUGCCAAGAUGAACUAGCUAGCUAGUGAUAAACAGUGCUGACAAUUCCAUGUAGGCUAGCUCGCUAAAUUAUACAGCAAACAUUUUGUCUGAUGCUGUUACAGUAAAUUGGAUGAACAAAUAAUUGUGAAACCAUGAUGUGGCGUAUGACAGGAUUGGAUGUUGCAUGCAAUUUAAAUGUUUGAGUUGCUUUGUGAAUCAGCAGAUUAGCUUGAGAUAAUGUCACUACAACACUGCUCACAGCAUUUAUGAUGCUCACUGCUUUCAUGUCUUUUUCAAAGAACCGCCAGUCAAGGUGAGCUCCCCGCCUAUUCAGUUUGUCUUUUCAGACUUCCUGUUAGUUUGACAUGAGAGAAAGUACUUUGCUUUUUUUUAUCACGAAAAAAUAUUAUGGGUGAUCUUUUAGUAACUCAAAAGGCUAUUUUACAUGGGAAUCAGAAUGACUGUUUGGGUCAUUUUGAGACAACCCCCUGUAAUGCUGUUGUUUUAAGAUGUGAAACUGAACACCAUACUGUAAAUCCUACUCUAUAGAUACCUCUGGUGGCUGAUAAAUGAAUGUCAAUGGCAUGCUUUACUCAUUAUUUUACACUGCUCAAUGCAUACCAGUGGAGGCUAUUGAGGGGAGGACGUCUCAUAAUAAUGGCUGGAACAGAGCCAGUAAUGGAGCUCCAUCCAUUACUGUGAGCCCGUCCUCCCCCAAUGCAUACCAGUGGAGGCUAUUGAGGGGAGGACGUCUCAUAAUAAUGGCUGGAACAGAGCCAGUAAUGGAGCUCCAUCCAUUACUGUGAGCCCGUCCUCCCCCAAUUAAGGUUGCACCAACCUCCUGUUUAUUUAUACUUUUCACAACUGUCUUAUAAACAAUUCACUAUUCUAUAUCCAAAUAAUUGUGUAUGCAUAGGAAAAACAGUGCCUUGAUGAUCUACAAUGCACAACCUAAUAAAGUUGUUUUUCACCA
Molecule: messenger RNA, 3801 nt
Organism: Oncorhynchus kisutch (coho salmon)
Lineage: Eukaryota; Metazoa; Chordata; Actinopteri; Salmoniformes; Salmonidae
Product: arrestin domain-containing protein 1-like
Exons: 8
Coding region: 80-1294 (404 amino acids)
Biological process (GO): protein transport
Cellular component (GO): cytoplasm
Molecular function (GO): ubiquitin-like ligase-substrate adaptor activity; ubiquitin protein ligase binding
Source: RefSeq, a predicted model, not a curated record